Molecule: messenger RNA, 1062 nt
Organism: Pieris macdunnoughi
Lineage: Eukaryota; Metazoa; Arthropoda; Insecta; Lepidoptera; Pieridae
Source: the annotation of a GenBank genome assembly
AUGAAUAGUAAAGACAAAUAUAUAGAUUUAAAGGAAAAUAACCUUUCACUGCGGAAACAGGCAAAAAAAAAUUCAAAAAAGCAACUGCAUGGACAAAAAAUAACUCAUUUAUUUUUGCACGAGAAGAAUAUUUCCGAAAUUCCUCUUCCGAAAAAUCCAACUCAUAUAAUCUAUGCCUACUAUCAUAACAAUUAUAUUACACAAAUAAAAAAUGUUGAUGUUAUGUACAAUUUAACACAUUUGCAUUUACAAUGGAAUAAAAUAGCCAGGAUUGAAGGUCUUGACAAAUUAGUGAAGCUAAAAAAACUAUACUUGGGAAAUAAUCAAAUAAGUGUCGUAGAGAAUUUGGAAGCUUUGAAAUAUUUAGAAGAACUUCAUAUCGAAAAACAGUGUAAAGAAAACGGUGAUCCGUUAUGUUUUGACCCUAGAUCAAUGAUUUCUAUUGGUGCAUCGCUUAGAAUACUCAAUGUGUCGGAAAACAAAAUAUCUGAUGUAUCGUGGGCUAGACCAUUACGUCGCUUAGAAGUUCUUAUAGCUAAGAAAAAUCUUCUUGAUGAUGUUCAGUCUGUUGCAGACGACUUGUGUACCCUUGUGAGUUUGGUGGUCGUGAAUUUCACUGGUAACCCAAUGACUAAAAAACAUAGAUAUAAAGAAAUUAUUAUAGCUAGAUGUGGACCAUUACGAGUAUUAGAUGACGUUCAUAUUCACAAUACAUCAAGAAUUUUCCUGCAAAGUUUCGAUAAAGUUGUUCGAUUACGUCAAUUGCAUGAAAAAAAUAAACUUAGUUUAUCACGAGAUGGCGCUGAUGAGUUUUUGGCACUGAACAUGUUACCAGGACCCAGGGCUCGCUCUGCACUCUCUAUAUCUGAGUUUUCUAAUCAGAAACCUAAACUAACCGCGGUGGAUGCCAGCUAUACCUUCAUGCCGAGGGCUUUCUGGCGUAAUCGCCCUGAAGAUGUUGACAAAGCUCCAAUACCACCAAUGGAACCAAAGGGAAAUUCCUCUCAAAGCGCUCCAAUAAAGGGCAUACUAAAAAAACCUAUGCCAAUGAAAUAUAUUUGA